ACAGCCUGUUGACCACCAUGGCGGAUAAGGAAUUCCAAUUUGGAGACUCAGGGGCUUCCACUUCUUACCCCGUGCAGUGCUCUUCUCUGGAGAUGGAUGGAUAUGUCAUGAUUAAAGAUCGGCCCUGCAAGAUCGUUGAGAUGAAUACCUCGGAGUCUGGCAAGCAUGGGCACGCCAAGAUUCACCUUGUUGGACUUGACAUCUUUACUGGGGAGACACAUGAAGAUAUCUUCCCAUCUACCCAUAACUUGGAUGUCCCAAGUGUGUCUAUGAAGGAUUUAAUGGUUUUCGGUGUCAAGGACGGUUACUUGACCUUCCUGGAUGAUAAUUUCGAUACCAGAGAGGGUCCUAAAGUGCCGGAGGGUGAGCUGGGAGAAAAAAUCACAGAGAGAGGAAAGUUUGAAACUCCAUUCGUGGUCACUGUGUUAGAAGCUAUGGGUGAAAAGAAGGUCAUCCACCUUAGGAACAUUAAUUAAGUAAAGUACAAAGCUGGAGACCUCACAGUCUUGUCCUCCAUUAUGGUUUUCAAGCCUCACCAAAGCUGUUGGCCUUCAUUCCUCCACCAGUUUAUCUGGUACAACUCACAACU
Pleuronectes platessa (European plaice) is the source of this 589-nucleotide messenger RNA. Its product is annotated as eukaryotic translation initiation factor 5A-1. Gene Ontology annotation, biological process: positive regulation of translational termination; positive regulation of translational elongation. Bases 18 to 476 code for a protein of 152 amino acids. The record is from RefSeq and is a predicted model, not a curated record. NCBI's taxonomy places the organism in Eukaryota, Metazoa, Chordata, Actinopteri, Pleuronectiformes, Pleuronectidae. Gene Ontology annotation, molecular function: ribosome binding; RNA binding; translation elongation factor activity. The transcript is spliced from 4 exons.